CAGACGUGAAUACUUGUGUGAGGAGAACAUGUGAACACGUUGACAUGUCAGACGUGAACACACGUCUCUCUAAAUAACAGUGCGAGGUUAUCAGAUAACAGCUGACUUUUUAAACUCAGUUUUCUUUUUUUUUUUCUUUUUUUAAAAAAGGAGAAACUCAGCAGCCAUGUCCGGAGCGUUAGCACGGCUGCUCUUUUACCCGACGUUAGCUUACAACGUUGUCAUGGAGAAAUUGUCCUCGCGACGGUGGUUUGACCGAGUGGACGACACCGUGAUCGUGGGAGCUCUGCCGUUCAGAUCCAUGACCAAACAGCUGGUAGAGACAGAAAAUGUCCGAGGUGUCGUCACCAUGAAUGAAAUGUAUGAGACAAAAUACUUCUGCAACUCAGCUGAGGAGUGGCAGGCUGCAGGAGUGGAGCAGCUGAGGUUGAGCACUGUCGAUCUCACAGGCGUUCCCAGUCUGGAGAACCUGCACCGAGGUGUGGAGUUUGCCCUGCUGCACCGAGAGCAGGGGAGCAGCGUGUACGUCCACUGCAAGGCCGGACGCUCUCGCAGCGCUACACUGGUUGCUGCAUACCUCAUCAGGUUACACUGCUGGACUCCUGAGGAGGCCUGUCAGAAGCUGGCGUCCGUCCGACCACAUAUCCUGGUGCGCUCGGCUCAGCUGGAGAUGCUGAGGAGAUACUACCAGCAGGUGUGCGAGACGUCCAGCUGAGAGCAGAGCCGAGCGUCCGACAUUAUUAUGUUCACACGGCAGCUGAAAGAGUGGACUCAGAGCCUGCAUUCACGGAAACAAAUCCUCCAUAUGAUCACAUUUACCUGCUGAGGAAGAGUCAAAAACCUGCAGUUUUCCCUCAGCAUGAUGAAAUCAGAAUCUCAUGACUUUAACUGGAAGGUGAUAAACGGGUUUGAAGCAUGUCAGCUAAAAAGGGAAGCAUGUUGUACUGGUAAUAUCCUAAGGGAUUUAUUUUCUCAUUGUAUAAAACUGACCUCUCUCCUUUAACUAACGGAUUGCUGCAUGUUGUUGGAACAUGUUUACAUGAGAUCUUAAAUUCAGAAAGUCCACAGUUAUAUUCAAGGUAUAGAAACUUGUUAAAAGCUUUGAAUCUUAUGAGUGUUACCCAGCAGUCACCCUGUUUGCCUUGCAAAAAUUUUUGUUGUAUUUGUGAGGAAAUAAUAAACACUCAGUGUAUGCGGGUAAAUGAAUGCUGGUUGGAUUUGGUCUUUGGUUGUGUCAGAUAAAAAUGUCGAUGUUCAUAUUCUUGCUGUGAGGUGGUUCCUGUUAAUAAAGGUUUUAUUUUUGAAGCUCAGCUAUUCAUGGUGCCUCUUGAAGUUGAAAACACAGUGUUUAAAAUAAAAUAUUUGUGGAAAAACAGUGAA
This is a messenger RNA of Cheilinus undulatus (humphead wrasse), 1380 nucleotides long. RefSeq names its product protein tyrosine phosphatase mitochondrial 1 (gene ptpmt1). Lineage: Eukaryota; Metazoa; Chordata; Actinopteri; Labriformes; Labridae. The record is from RefSeq and is a predicted model, not a curated record. Gene Ontology annotation, molecular function: protein tyrosine/serine/threonine phosphatase activity; phosphatidylinositol-4,5-bisphosphate 5-phosphatase activity; phosphatidylglycerophosphatase activity. The transcript has 4 exons. Gene Ontology annotation, biological process: protein dephosphorylation. Bases 167 to 715 code for a protein of 182 amino acids.